Messenger RNA from Xenia sp. Carnegie-2017, 640 nucleotides. RefSeq lists its product as uncharacterized. The transcript is spliced from 2 exons. The record is from RefSeq and is a predicted model, not a curated record. Lineage: Eukaryota; Metazoa; Cnidaria; Anthozoa; Malacalcyonacea; Xeniidae. Bases 77 to 640 code for a protein of 187 amino acids.
CAAAAAUCACAGUAGUAAGUUGUGUGCUCGGUUCAGUGUGAAGUUUGAAAACGAAACUUCAGUUGGCAGUGGUCCUAUGCAAGAAUUUUUCAGCCUAGUAAUGAAAAUGAUUCCUCAUGGUUUUCCACUGGAUGGUGAAGAAAGGCCCAAAACUCUUGUUUUUCAAGGAGAAAAUGACCAUAAAGUUCCUGUAGCCAACUCAUUAUUUAGAAGUACAUGCUUCUAUAAGUGCAUUGGAAGAAUGAUUGCACAUUAUUUCCUACAUGCUGGAUCACCACUAUUUGGAAUUUCUAAAGUAGUUGUUGAUUAUUUGGUAUGUGACAAAGAUGAGAUUCCUUUAAUAGAAGUUGUGGAUAUACCUGACAUUGACCUGAGGAUUGCAUUGAAUGAGUUGAACAGCCUUGGCAAAGAUGAAGCUCCUGGAACUGCAUUGAAAGAUGUUUUAACUCAGUACAGAGAUGAAGCUUCAAUUUUAGAUACAUCAUUCUCUGGUGCAAAUUGUCAUGUUAUUGCCCAGCAAAUCGUGUUACAUGCAGUCAUUACCCGUAGAAAAUCAAAGUUGCAAGAUCUAGCUAAUGGAAUGAAUGAGUUUGGACUGGUUGAUUUCUCGAAGAAACACAAAGAUGUUGUUCAACCAUAA